AUGUCGUCAUUACUUGACGGGCACAUGAAGCUGAUAAGGCUUCUCCAAGACUCCUCUUCAUCUAAGGCUCUGGGUUCACCGCGGCCCGAGGCUAUUCUCGGCCAUUUCAUGGCUGCCGUUUCAGCCGACGACGUCGACGCUCUUAAAUCACUCCUCGACGAGCAUUUCCCCGAACGGACCAAGCCUUUUCCGGGCGUCUAUUUCGUCUCCGAGCUGCUUCCUGUCGUCAGCCACGCUGCGCGGCACGGCCAGGUCGCUGUCUUAAAGGAGCCUUUUGCGUACGAGUCCAACGACUCUAACUUGACAGACUUUGCCGCAGAUGACGCUCUUGACGCCGGCGCCAAGGAUACGCUCCUCUUUUUCCUAGAGCAGAGGUGGGACAUGAACGAAAUUCGAAAGGACAAGAUAACGUUCUUAGCGUCGGCGUUGUCGGAGUCAAAGCCGCCGGACAAGCCGGAUCGAGGUAUGGUCUUAUGGCUCAUUCAGCACGGCGCUGACCUAAACGCUCGACCGCCGCACGUCGACGACACCGCAAUGUCCCGGGCCGUGAUAAACGCACCGCCCGACUUGAUUUGCGAGCUGCUCGACAGCUACGGGGGCGACGUCCACCGCGGCCAGCUGCUGCACAGCGUUUUGCUCCGGAGGCCUGGCGACCAUCUGGUCGAGGUCAUGGGCCUCCUGCUAAGUCGCGGUGCGCCUCUCAGCACGACAAAGUACGCGGGCGAUGCCAGAUCGCUGAACCAUUAUAGGACCUCGGACUUGGGCACACCUCUGCAUAUGGCCGCUUUGAUGGGAAAGGCCGAGGCCGUCCAAUAUCUCUUGUCCCAGGGCGCUGACGCGAGCAUCUGCAGCACCAAAGGCCAGACGGCGCUGCAGGGGGCCGAAAAAGCCCGGAGAGACGACGUGGUGGCAAUUUUGCGAUCGCCGGAUCAGUAUAAAUUGUAG
Messenger RNA from Sporothrix brasiliensis 5110, 945 nucleotides. RefSeq lists its product as uncharacterized. The record is from RefSeq and is a predicted model, not a curated record. The transcript has a single exon. NCBI's taxonomy places the organism in Eukaryota, Fungi, Ascomycota, Sordariomycetes, Ophiostomatales, Ophiostomataceae. The coding region runs from base 1 to 945 and encodes 314 amino acids. Gene Ontology annotation, molecular function: protein binding.